GUCACAUGAUUUCUUAGACUGAUUACCCUGUCGAGUUUGUGAAUCCAAGUUCUUUAAUAUUGUAAUUAAGCUUUAGUGAUAGGUUAUUUAUGAUAAAAAAGACUGUUUUUUGUUUUCUUGCUUCAUAAUAGCUUGAUUUCACUAUUUUCUCACAAUUUAAAUGAACUUUAAUAUAUCUUAUUACGGUAUGCAUCCAGUAUCUCCAACCAUAAAUGUAACUAGUUGUAUAGGCUUAAUGUCAAAUGUCAUAUAUUUUGUAAACAUAACCUUAAAUUGUUAAAGGUGGUUUUCAGAAAUUUUGUAAUUUUUAUAAUUCUCAAUUCCAUUUUUUUUGUGCCAUGGAGAACUAUAAAAAAGGAAAAAAUGUUGAGGAACCAUUGGAUAGAUAUAAGAUUCCAAUAAAGAAUUUGCCUGAAAAUUUUUUGUGGAUGCAGGUAAGAGGAGGUAGUAAGAUAAGGAAUCUGCUCUCACAUGCCUUGAAUGAGAUGCCAGAAGCUAAACAUAUUGUGUGGACAGGUUUUGGACCAUCUGUUGGCAAGACUGUUACUUGUACAGAAAUAAUGAAGAGAGAAUAUCAAUAUACCUUACAUCAGAUUACAAAAAUCUGCUAUAGAUUAGUUGAAGAAUAUUGGGACCCCCUCCUUCCAGAGCUAGAUCAAAUUGUAGUCAAGAGGAAACUCCCAAUGAUUCAUAUUUAUCUUAGUAUAGAGCAUUUGGAUGCUGAAGAAUUAGGGUAUCAGUAUCCUGGACAAGAAAUAGCUUAUGGAUCACAUAAAGGAGGUGGUGACAAGAGGUCAAAUCAACGUAAGAAACACAAAAAGAAUAGAAAUAAAGAACAUCAACAAAGUAGCAGUAAUACAGACAAUGUAUCUGGAAGAUAGCAAUAGAUUUAAAAAUGAAUUGCUAAGAUUCUUCAUUCAUUCUGUAAGAGCACUGGGAUGUAAUGAUACAGAAUCAGUUAUUUCUUAAAAUAUUUGUGAUAGUUUCAGACUUUUUUACAAUAGAUCAAUAAUGCGUACACUGAAAACCAAAUUUUCUCCGAAGGCUUGAGUUCAAUUUGUACAAGGGAGAAGUGUGUAUAGACACAUAUGUUAGAAAAAGAUAGAAGCCGGAUGGAUAGCGAAGCCUAGCAACGCGGACGUGGCAGUCUGCCGCGUUGACAAUAUGUUACACCAGGUCCUUGAAUUAAGAUGCAUGUUGAAUAUAUGCAUUAGUUUAUUCUCUACGCCCAAAUAGUGGUUUUAUUUUGAGCGUACACAUUUUUGAAUUGUGUCGAAUCUGAUUAGGAUCGAUUCCGGAUCAGUCCUAACGGCUCUCCAUUUUAGGUCGAAAUGAAAGGUCAGGUUCGCCCAAAUUGCAUCAUUGGUUCGCUUGGCAACACCGUAUCUCGUACAUUCCAAGUUAAUGUUUCCACCUCCAUGAUGAAAGCUGAGCGAUUUUGGUCAGUACCCACACCUCGCGUUCAUUGGGGAGUGUCGCCCUGCUUCUAAAUGGUUUUCACCUGCGUACACGCAGGCACUGAUAAUUUGUAUUGCUUAAUGGUAUUACAAUAACUCAGAAUGUGUUGAUUUUCAACAUCGGUGGAAAUCAAAGAUAAUUCUAAAACAAAUUAAAACAAUAAGUCGGAUCAAAAUUAAAAUAAAUUCUAAUCCAAAUGAAAACUAAAUAUUGAAUUGAUUGUUCGAACAGGCCCCCUUCUUGGGUUUUACAAUAACCUCACCUAUUUGUAGAAGCCUGUGCGAACAUUUUCUGGUGUAACAUAUGUUGCUAGGCACUGUGAUGAUGACCUUCGCUCUUUAGCCGACUUCUAUCUCUUUCUAACAUGUGUUGAUACAUACUUCUCGCGCUUCGCUCUCGUACACAUUGAACUCAAGCCGUCAGACACAUUUGGUUUUCCCCAUAUACAUCAGUAACAGCAUGUCAAUAAUGCUGUUUUGUUAUAUAUGACAAGAUUUAGUCUCUGAUAGAAAGUCUUUUUUUUGAAACUAACUGGAAAUAUCAACCCUGUUAUUACGAAAUAUGAGAUUUAGGUUAAAGGAUGGAGAUCAAAAGAUAAAUAUACAAAUUGUUUUAUUCUCAAAAAUUAAAUCCUUUUACUUUGCCCUCGCUUCACCUUAUUUUAUAAAAAAAUGUUUUUGGUGGCCUUAUGAAAUACACGUGUCAGCACAGAACUUGUUUCGAGUUACAGUCAUAUUUAUAUGUGGCUGAAAUGGUAUAAACAUUGGCAUAUACUCUUCAAUUAC
Molecule: messenger RNA, 2243 nt
Organism: Acanthoscelides obtectus
Lineage: Eukaryota; Metazoa; Arthropoda; Insecta; Coleoptera; Chrysomelidae
Source: the annotation of a GenBank genome assembly